Molecule: messenger RNA, 1526 nt
Organism: Micromonas pusilla CCMP1545
Lineage: Eukaryota; Viridiplantae; Chlorophyta; Mamiellophyceae; Mamiellales; Mamiellaceae
Exons: 1
Coding region: 1-1413 (470 amino acids)
Source: RefSeq, a predicted model, not a curated record
AUGCCGCGAGCGCACGACCUCUCACGUCCGCGCGGGCCGCGGACCCCCCGCGCGCACCAUGUCCUCCUGUUUCUCGCGCUAGCGCUCGCUUCUAUCCGCGGCGCGCGCGCCGCGGUUUUGUCCGGGGCGGACACGUUAACCCACACCGCAUCCAGCGGCAACAUAAAUCUCGCGGUGUCCUCGGACAAGGGCGUGACCGUGAGCGUCGGCGGGAGCACGAUAUCGACGACGUCUACGUCCGGCGUCGACGUCACGGGCACGCUCUCAUCCUCCGCGGCGCUGUCCACGCAGAGCACGCUCGCGGUCCAGACGACGUCCACGUUCACGGGGCAGAGCACAUUCAAGGACAACAUCGUGCUCGAGAAGGCGGCGACGACGAUAACGCACACGGCGGCUUCGCCCGCGUCCCUGGUCAUCUCGUCGACUAACGGGUACGUCCAGGUCGAGACGGUACAGUUCUCCGCCGCGAACAUCGGCGUCUCCGGCGCGACGAACCUCGUGGCGCUCGCCAGCGGUGGGGUCACGGUCACCGGGACUCUGGUGUCCGGCGCUGCGACGCUCGCGAGCGCGAGCGUGACCGGGGCGCUCUCCGCGGGCGCGACGACCAUCAAUGGCGCGACUGGCAUCACGGGGGCGACGACCAUCACGGGCGCGACGGUCAUGAAGGGCGACGUCACGGUGAAGAAGUCCGACGGAUCGGCGACGGUGCUGACGGUCGCCGGCGCGAGCGGGAACACGGUGGUUCACGGCCUACUCUCCGUCGCGGGCGCGCACGCGGACACGUCGAAGAAACUGUACGUGAACGGAGACGUGCACGCGACCGGAAGCAUCACCGCCGCGUCGUCUUCUCAGGGCGCGACGACCAUCACCGGCGCGACGAGCGCGCAGGGCGACUUCACCGUGAAAGCGUCCGACGGCUCGGAGAAGUUUAAAAUCACCGCCGCGAGCGGGAACACGGUGGUUCAGGGCCUACUCUCCGUCGCGGGCGCGCACGCGGACACGUCGAAGAAACUGUACGUGAACGGGGACAUAUACGCGACUGGGAGCACGACGUCCGCGUCGGACGAGCGGUUCAAGCGCGACGUGCGCGCGUUGGACGAAACGCUGGACGCGUUGAGAGAAGAGGACGUGCGCCCCGUGACGUUCAACUUCGACGCCGAGGCGCACCCGACGAAGGUUUUCCCAGAGGGGCCGCAGAUUGGGUUCAUCGCGCAAGAGCUCGAGCGCGUGUUGCCGAAUUUAGUGCACACGGGCGCGGACGGGUUUAAGUCCGUGGCGUACGAUCGCGUCAGCGUGUACGCGCUCGCGGGGGUGAAGGAGCUCGCGGCGGCCGUGAGGGCGCUCUCGGAGACGGCGAGAGAGCAACGCGAGGCGAUCGACGCGCUGAGGCGGGAGCUCGACGCGAGGCGAUGAGGACGCUCGCGGGGUGCGCGUAUUUAUGUAUGUGUUAGAUUAGCGGAGACCAGCGGAGGGCGAGAGGACGUAGGACUUCUUAGCGGCGAUUGUGUAUCAUAACUUAUUGAACG